AUGUCCCUCGAAUCCCACACCCAACAACUCACUCAAUCCCUCGCCCAAGCCAGCCUCACACCCGGCUUACUACCCUUCCUCCCCCAGGACUUCAACCCCACUACCCAGCUUGACGUCUCCUUCAACGACAGGCCCGUCUCCUUUGGGAAUCUUCUCCGCGCAGGCGAAUGCAAGACAGCCCCAACCGUAUCCUUUUCCAAAGAGAACGAUUCAGCCUCUUCGACAAGCUACACACUCCUCCUGGUUGACCCCGAUGCCCCGACACCCGACGACCCCAAAUUCGCCUUCUGGAGACACUGGGUCGUCUCGGGAUUGAAGGCCGGGCAGGCGAACGGGGGCACCGCGUUGACGGAGUAUCUGGGGCCUGGGCCGAAGGAUGAUUCCCGGCCGCACCGGUAUCUGUUCCUGCUAUUCAGAGAGCCGGCGGGUUUCGCGCUGGCGAAGGAGGAUGUCGGCGGGGAGGGGUUUACUGCGAGGCGGUCGUUUCAGGUGGCAGAAUGGGUUGAGAGGCAUGGGUUGGAGUUGGUUGGGGUGAAUUGGAUGCUUGGGGCUGGGGAUGGGUGGAAGGAGUAA
Aspergillus thermomutatus is the source of this 573-nucleotide messenger RNA. Its product is annotated as YbhB/YbcL family Raf kinase inhibitor-like protein. The transcript is spliced from 3 exons. Gene Ontology annotation, molecular function: phospholipid binding; peptidase inhibitor activity. Bases 1 to 573 code for a protein of 190 amino acids. The record is from RefSeq and is a predicted model, not a curated record. NCBI's taxonomy places the organism in Eukaryota, Fungi, Ascomycota, Eurotiomycetes, Eurotiales, Aspergillaceae. Gene Ontology annotation, biological process: regulation of Ras protein signal transduction; regulation of proteolysis.